Messenger RNA from Solanum stenotomum, 1173 nucleotides. RefSeq names its product exopolygalacturonase-like. Gene Ontology annotation, biological process: carbohydrate metabolic process. Bases 1 to 1173 code for a protein of 390 amino acids. The record is from RefSeq and is a predicted model, not a curated record. The transcript is spliced from 4 exons. NCBI's taxonomy places the organism in Eukaryota, Viridiplantae, Streptophyta, Magnoliopsida, Solanales, Solanaceae. Gene Ontology annotation, molecular function: polygalacturonase activity.
AUGACUUCUUCCCAUUUUUUCUUUCAUUCCCUUUCUUUAUUGAUAAUAAUAAAUAAGGUUUCUCAAGUUCAUGCUAUUGGUUCAGUGUUUAAUGUUCAAGAUUUUGGUGCUAGUCCUGAUGGGAAGACUGAUAGUAGUCAGGCAUUUUUGAAGACAUGGAACCAAACAUGUCAAAACAAUGGAGGAGGCACAAUCCUUAUUCCAACAGGAACUUUUUUGUUGAAUACAUUAACAUUUAAUGGGCCAUGCAAAGGCCCAAUCUUUUUUAACAUUAAUGGACUUUUGAAAGCUCCUUUGGGUAAAUGCAAAGAUGACUAUUGGAUAUUAUUUCAACAUAUUGAUGGGCUGACUAUUAAUGGAGAAGGUUCUUUAGAUGGUCAAGGCCCAUCUGCAUGGUCCUUAUAUAACGCCAACGGCCCAAAUCCUCCUUCGUCUAUAAAAUUCAACGGCAUGAGCAAUGCUUUAAUACAAGGCAUAACAUCAAUCAACAGCAAGUUCUUCCACUUCCAAAUUAAUAAAAGUAAAGGAGUUCAUUUUCAGAACCUGAGCAUAACAGCACCGGACGAAAGCCCAAAUACUGACGGGAUUCAUAUAGGCGACUCCAACGAUAUAAUUAUUAACAAAGUAAAUAUUUCAACAGGAGAUGAUUGUGUUUCUAUUGGGCCUGGUACUUCUAAUGUUCACAUUUCUGAGGUUAAUUGUGGGCCUGGACAUGGCAUUAGCAUUGGAAGUUUAGGAAAAUACCAAAAUGAAGGUGAUGUGAAUGGAGUUAUUGUGACAAAUUGUAAUAUUGGGAAAACUCAAAAUGGACUAAGGAUAAAGAGUUGGGCACCUUCACCUCCUAGCAAAGUUUUCAAUGUCACUUUUGAUAAUAUUAAAAUGAAUUAUGUUGAAAAUCCUAUCAUCAUUGAUCAACAUUAUUGUCCUCACUCAUCUUGUAAAAAUCAGGGUGAUUCACAAGUGCAGAUUUCAGAUGUAAAAUUCAUAAAUAUAAAAGGAAUUUCAGCUUCAAAAGAGGGAGUAGUGCUUGAUUGUAGCAAAAGUGUACCAUGUCAAGGGAUUGAGCUAAGGGGUUUGGAAUUAACUUUGAAUGGCCAACAGACCACUACUGCAACUUGUUCAAAUGCAAAUAUGAAAUUUUUUGGACCACAAACUCCUUCUGAAUGUACUUGA